UUUUCGUUUACUUUGAGAACUCCCUACUUUAUCAAAAACCAAAUCGAUAUUAAGACGAAAUUUGCUUCUUAAACUCAACAAAAAUGACUUACCAAUUGUAUAGAAAUACAACUCUUGGUCAUACGUUGCAAGAAAGUUUAGAUGAAUUGAUUCAGUAUGGACAAAUUACACCUCAAUUGGCAUGUAAAGUUCUAUUACAAUUCGAUAAAUCCAUAAAUCAGACUUUGGCAACUAAAAUUAAAUCUCGAUUAACUUUUAAAGCUAAUAAACUCAACACAUAUAGAUUUUGCGAUAACGUUUGGACGUUCAUGUUGAAUGAUGUUGAGUUUCGAGAGGUACAAGAAAUUACGCGGAUUGACAAAGUAAAAAUUGUAGCGUGUGAUGGGAAAAAUGUACCGGAAGAAGGUGGUUCGAAAAAAUAAGCUUUAUGUGUGUUUGAAUGUUGUGAGGAUUAUUUUUAAUAUUUUUUUCAAAGAUUGUCAAUAAGUUUUGUUUAUAAGGUGUUAAUUAGUUAGAUUAAUAAUAGAAAACGCAAAUGAUU
Molecule: messenger RNA, 541 nt
Organism: Onthophagus taurus
Lineage: Eukaryota; Metazoa; Arthropoda; Insecta; Coleoptera; Scarabaeidae
Gene: TfIIA-S
Product: general transcription factor IIA subunit 2
Biological process (GO): transcription initiation at RNA polymerase II promoter
Cellular component (GO): transcription factor TFIIA complex
Source: RefSeq, a predicted model, not a curated record